AUGUCUAGGAAACCAGAAAGAAGGAGGCAACCCAGGCUGUUCUCCAAUGACAUGCGUACUCUAUUGUUUGCUUAUGGAGAUGUGCAGCAGCCGCAAUUGGAAACAAUCCAAGCUUUAGAGGAUGUUAUGAUUGUAUUUAUGACCGAUCUUUGUCAUGAAGCAAUGACUUAUGCAACCUAUCAAGGCCGUAAGCACAAACUUAAGAUGGAAGAUUUCAAGUUUGCCUUACGAAAGGAUAGGCUUAAGCUAGGUCGUGUAGAAGAAUUAAUGAAUAAACAAAAGGAAAUUCAGGAGGCCCGAAAGCUUUUCGAUAGCAAUGAGAAAGAGACAAAAGACGAUGAUAUCGAAAAGAAAAGGAGGAAGGAAGCCAAAAGGGCAAUAAAAGAGGCCAAGAAGUUGAAGCUAUCCAAAGGAGACUAA
Komagataella phaffii GS115 is the source of this 420-nucleotide messenger RNA. RefSeq names its product TFIID subunit (19 kDa), involved in RNA polymerase II transcription initiation. The record is from RefSeq and is a predicted model, not a curated record. Gene Ontology annotation, biological process: RNA polymerase II preinitiation complex assembly; transcription by RNA polymerase II. The transcript has a single exon. Gene Ontology annotation, cellular component: transcription factor TFIID complex. Gene Ontology annotation, molecular function: protein heterodimerization activity. NCBI's taxonomy places the organism in Eukaryota, Fungi, Ascomycota, Pichiomycetes, Pichiales, Pichiaceae. Bases 1 to 420 code for a protein of 139 amino acids.